CCGUCGUCUUGCUUCACGCUGUCACCGACCGACAAGGCGACAAAGGCCCAUAAACACUGACCCUCACAGAGUCAUGUAUAGGGAGAGAGUGCAGAGAGAAGUAAUGUAGAGAGAGAGAAUUUCUCAUCUCUGGCUUCCGCAACCCAUUGUGUAUGGUCUAGGGUUUUCUAGGCUCAGUUCGCCCAGCAAUGGCGGAGAUAGGGAAGACGAAACUCGAUUCCGGAUGGUUAGCAGCGAGAUCCACCGAGGUCGACCUCACCGGCGUUCAGCUCACCACCACUCAACCUCCCUCCGGCCCGAAUUCGCCUUGGAUGGAGGCUGUUGUCCCCGGAACCGUUUUGGCAACUCUUGUAAAAAACAAACUCGUGCCAGAUCCUUUCUACGGGUUGGAAAAUGAGUCGAUCAUAGAUAUUGCUGAUUCAGGAAGAGAGUACUACACAUUUUGGUUUUUCACAACUUUUCGGUGUAAGCUGUCAGGUAAUCAGCACGUGGAUCUAAAUUUCCGGGCAAUUAAUUACUCUGCGGAGGUCUAUUUGAAUGGGCACAAAAAGAUCCUGCCAAAGGGGAUGUUUCGGAGACAUUCUCUUGACAUCACAGACAUUCUGAAUCCUGAUGGUGAGAAUUUGCUUGCUGUUCUCAUUCACCCUCCUGAUCAUCCUGGGACGAUUCCUCCUGAAGGGGGUCAAGGUGGUGAUCAUGAGAUUGGUAAAGAUGUUGCUGCUCAAUAUGUUGAGGGUUGGGAUUGGAUGGCUCCUAUAAGGGAUAGGAACACUGGCAUCUGGGAUGAGGUAUCCAUUUCUGUUACCGGGCCUGUGAAAGUAGUGGAUCCCCACUUGGUUUCAACAUUCUUUGACAAUUACAGAAGGGUAUAUCUGCAUGCCACCACUGAAUUGGUAAAUAGAAGUGCAUGGGUUGCUGAGUGUACUUUGAACAUCCAAGUGACAAUUGAACUUGAGGGAAGCUUUUGCUUAGUAGAGCAUUUUCAGAAAGAACAUUUGUCAAUCCCUCCUGGAGCACAUGUUCAAUAUACGUUUCCUGAGCUUUUUUUCUACAAGCCCAAUUUAUGGUGGCCAAAUGGCAUGGGAAAGCAAUCCCUGUAUAAUGUUGGAAUGAGUGUUGAUGUCAAGGGAUAUGGAGAGUCUGAUUUAUGGAGCCAACUUUUUGGAUUCCGCAAAAUUGAGAGCCAUAUUGAUAGUGCAACAGGUGGAAGGUUGUUUAAAGUUAACGGGCAGCCAGUUUUCAUCCGAGGGGGUAAUUGGAUACUGUCAGAUGGAUUACUACGCCUUUCAAAGAAACGUUAUAAAACAGACAUCAAGUUUCAUGCAGAUAUGAACUUUAACAUGAUUCGCUGCUGGGGUGGUGGACUGGCUGAGAGGCCAGAGUUUUAUCAUUACUGUGACAUGUAUGGUCUGCUGGUGUGGCAAGAGUUUUGGAUAACUGGAGAUUGUGAUGGGCGAGGUAUCCCAGUAUCAAACCCAGAUGGUCCCUUGGACCAUGAACUUUUCUUGCUAUGUGCAAGGGACACCAUCAAGCUUCUGAGGAAUCAUCCUAGUCUUGCUCUUUGGGUUGGGGGGAAUGAACAAGUUCCGCCAGAGGACAUCAACACAACUUUGAAAAAUGACCUGAAACUCCAUCCACACUUUGAAGGCUUAAAUGAAAGUGGCAAGUCACAAGAAGACAUUACCAAAACUUUAAUAGAUCCUAGCCAAUUUCUUGAUGGCACGCGCAUUUACAUUCAAGGAUCUAUGUGGGAUGGCUUUGCAAAUGGUAAGGGGGACUUCACUGAUGGCCCUUAUGAAAUUCAGAAUCCUGAAAACUUCUUUAAGGAUGACUACUACAAGUAUGGAUUCAAUCCUGAGGUCGGCUCUGUGGGAAUGCCUGUUGCAGCUACUAUCAGAGCAACAAUGCCUCCAGAAGGGUGGCAGAUUCCAUUGUUCAAAAAGUUAUCCAAUGGCUACGUAGAAGAAGUUCCAAACCCCAUAUGGGAAUACCAUAAAUACAUACCUUAUUCAAAACCAGGCAUUGUUCAUGAUCAGAUUUUACUUUAUGGGACACCAAUCGAUCUUGAUGAUUUUUGUCUCAAGGCUCAACUUGUUAACUAUAUUCAGUAUAGAGCACUCUUAGAGGGUUGGACUUCCCAUAUGUGGAGCAAAUACACUGGUGUCUUGAUUUGGAAAACUCAGAAUCCUUGGACGGGUCUUAGAGGUCAGUUUUAUGACCAUCUCCACGACCAAACAGCCGGGUUCUAUGGCUGUCGUCAUGCUGCAGAACCAAUCCAUGUCCAGCUGAAUCUAGCAACGUAUUUUGUAGAGGUGGUUAACACUACAUCCGAGGAACUAUCUAACGUAGCCGUGGAAGUUUCAGUGUGGGAUCUGGAAGGAACAUGUCCAUACUACAAAGUUUCCGAAAAGCUAUCAGUGGCAUCUAAAAGAACAGUUCCUAUUUUUGAGAUGAAGUAUCCGAAGUCUAAAAAUCCAAAGCCAGUCUACUUUCUUCUUCUCAAACUCUAUACUAUAUCAGACUAUGGUAUUUUAUCUAGGAACUUUUAUUGGUUACAUCUGUCUGGAGGAGAUUACAAACUGUUGGAACCGUACAGAAACAGCAAAAUACCCCUCAAGAUAAAAUCUCAGGCUUUCAUAAAAGGUUCCACUUAUGAAAUCCAAAUGCAUGUACAGAACACAUCAAAGAAACCAUCCUCUACAAUUCCUCUUGACAAGAAUAAUUUCACUGUAAUAAACAGUGAUGAUAAUUUUGAUAUGGCCUCAUUGGAACCUGUGCAUAGUGAGAUCGAGAAGAAACAGGAAGUUGGUUUAGUUCAGAGGAUUUAUAGGCAUUUUUCAAGGGAAGACGGUGGUUUGAAGGUUGCUGAAAUUAAUGGAGCUGAAGUUGGAGUUGCCUUCUUUCUUCAUUUCUCUGUUCAUGCUUCGAAGACGGAUCAUAAGGAAGGGGAAGACACGAGGGUUCUACCUGUUCAUUAUUCUGAUAACUAUUUCUCACUGGUGCCAGGGGAGGUGAUGCCUAUCACUCUCUCUUUUGAGGUCCCUCCGGGUGUCACCCCACGAGUUACUCUUGAGGGCUGGAAUUACCACGGUGGGCAUACUGUUUAUUGAGCAAGGUAAAAUAGUUUUAUAUUUAUUGUCUGUGGUGCUGCAUAAUGAUUUCAACGAAUUUUUACUGCCAAUCUGACAACCGAGGAUAAACUUUAAUUUCUGUUUUUGCUGCUGUUGGAACAUUAUCACUGAAGUGCUCUUGGUGAUACCAGAAACUAAGUGACAUUGUAGUUCAAAGGACUCUCAAUUCAAUACCUUCAAUUGGAUGCUUAUUCGCGCCAAUACAUGCAGUAUGCGUGAUAUAUAUUUAUGAGGAUUAUAAAAUCCCAAUUAUUGAUACCCUUCA
This is a messenger RNA of Cornus florida, 3396 nucleotides long. Its product is annotated as mannosylglycoprotein endo-beta-mannosidase. The transcript has 11 exons. Gene Ontology annotation, biological process: carbohydrate metabolic process. Lineage: Eukaryota; Viridiplantae; Streptophyta; Magnoliopsida; Cornales; Cornaceae. Gene Ontology annotation, molecular function: hydrolase activity, hydrolyzing O-glycosyl compounds. The coding region runs from base 189 to 3110 and encodes 973 amino acids. The record is from RefSeq and is a predicted model, not a curated record.